GUGUGGAUGAGGUCACCAUCAUCAACAUCCUGACAAACCGCAGCAAUGAACAGAGGCAGGAUAUUGCUUUUGCCUAUCAGAGGAGAACCAAAAAGGAACUUUCUGCAGCGCUGAAGUCUGCUCUGUCGGGUCAUUUGGAGGCGGUGAUCUUGGGCUUGCUGAAGACACCAGCACAGUAUGAUGCCUCUGAACUGAAAGCUGCCAUGAAGGGUCUGGGAACUGAUGAAGACACACUCAUUGAAAUCAUCUGCUCGCGAACAAAUCAGGAGCUUAGUGAAAUUAACAGAGUCUACAGGGAAAUGUACAAGACAGAACUGGAAAAGGACAUUAUAUCAGACACAUCUGGUGACUUUCGCAAGCUAAUGGUUGCCCUGGCCAAGGGCAAAAGGUGUGAAGAUACCUCUGUGAUUGAUUAUGAGCUGAUUGACCAAGAUGCUAGGGAGCUCUAUGAUGCUGGUGUGAAGAGAAAGGGAACUGAUGUCCCCAAGUGGAUCAACAUUAUGACUGAAAGAAGUGUUCCCCACCUGCAGAAAGUGUUCGACAGGUACAAGAGCUACAGCCCAUAUGAUAUGUUGGAGAGCAUCAAGAAGGAGGUUAAGGGCGAUUUGGAGAAUGCCUUCCUUAAUCUUGUCCAGUGCAUUCAGAACAAGCAGCUGUAUUUUGCAGACAGACUGUAUGAUUCCAUGAAGGGCAAGGGAACCCGCGACAAGGUUCUGAUCAGGAUUAUGGUCUCCCGCUGCGAGGUUGACAUGCUGAAAAUUAAGAGCGAAUUCAAGAGGAAAUACGGAAAAUCUCUUUAUUAUUUCAUCCAACAAGACACGAAAGGAGAUUACCAGAGGGCACUGCUGCACCUAUGUGGUGGAGAGGACUGAAAACUGUGAUGGAAGAAACCCAAAUCCAGAGAGAUGCCUUUUUUGCUCUUAAUUUUACUGUAAUCCUAGAAAAAAAUUGACUUGCCUAGCUAACCUUGACUUGCCUUUGUAUCUGCAGGACCACUGAUGUAGUAUGCUUUCCAGUGCUGUGUGCGCUUCUCUCGGCAGCAGUGCUCUGCUUGGCUCUGCCAAAGGCCCUAACAGCAUAUAGCCAGAGAAACUAACCUUCCACAGAUAAACGAGUUUACAAGCAUUUGUGAAAGACUCUGCCUCUCUGUGCGAUGUUUCUAAUAAAACAUAAAUAAAACUGAAGU
Messenger RNA from Cariama cristata (Red-legged seriema), 1186 nucleotides. RefSeq names its product annexin A2 (gene ANXA2). Gene Ontology annotation, molecular function: calcium-dependent phospholipid binding; cytoskeletal protein binding; phospholipase inhibitor activity. The annotation marks the transcript as partial. The record is from RefSeq and is a predicted model, not a curated record. Gene Ontology annotation, cellular component: cytoplasm. Lineage: Eukaryota; Metazoa; Chordata; Aves; Cariamiformes; Cariamidae. The transcript is spliced from 10 exons.